AUGGAGGAGGACAGACUCCAGGCCGAUAUUGGCAUCGCAGCCGACAUCGAGGAGGCUCAGCUGAUGGCUCAGGCGAGUCACCCCGCGGCAACUGAGACUCAGGCUACGCAGAAUGGAGAGACGCCGAUGAAGCAGCCCAAGAAGCGAUUUGUGGGAAGACGGGCAGCUACAGAGGCGGCGGCGAAGAAUGGAGGCACGGGCGAGAGCGGCGCGGUUCAGACGGCCAAGCCACGACGAGCUCCCAGGCUACUGAACCAGGUCCCAAAGGAGAUCCUCGAUGAUCCCAACCUCAAGGCAGCCAUCGGACUGCUGCCCGCAAACUACAGCUUCGAGAUCCCCAAGACGAUCCACCGCAUCCGCACCUCAGGGGCCAAGAGGGUCGCCCUGCAGAUGCCCGAGGGUCUACUGCUCUUUGCUACGACGGUCUCUGACAUCCUCACUCAGUUCUGCCCGGGCAUCGAGACGCUCAUCAUGGGCGACGUCACAUAUGGCGCCUGCUGCAUCGACGAUUACACGGCGCGGGCUCUCGGCUGCGACCUGCUCGUGCACUACGCCCAUAGUUGUCUGAUUCCCGUUGACGUGACCAAGAUCAAGACGCUUUAUGUUUUUGUCGAUAUCAGCAUCGACGCCUCGCACCUACUCGCUUCGCUGGAGCGCAACUUUGCCAGCGGCAAGACCAUCGCCGUCGUGGGCACCAUCCAGUUCAACGCCACCAUCCACGGUGUCCGGAGCAGCCUCGAGCGAGCCGGCUUCCGAGUUCUUUCUCCUCAGAUUGCUCCGCUCAGCAAGGGCGAAAUUCUGGGCUGCACGUCGCCGCGCCUCAAGGACGACGACCAGGUCGACUUGAUCCUGUACCUCGGCGACGGCCGCUUCCACCUCGAGAGCAUCAUGAUCCACAACCCAUCCAUCCCGGCGUACCGCUACGACCCGUACUCGCGCAAGCUCACGCGCGAGACGUACGGCCACGACGAGAUGCAGUCGCUCCGGCGCAGCGCCAUCCGCACAGCCAAGACGGCGCGCAAGUGGGGGUUGAUCCUGGGCGCGCUGGGCCGCCAGGGCAACCCGCACACGAUGGCGCUGAUCGAGAAGUGCCUGAAGGAGCGCGGCAUUCCGUUCGUCAAUUUACUGCUGAGUGAGAUCUUCCCGGGCAAGCUGGCGCUCAUGGCCGACGUUGAGUGCUGGGUGCAGGUGGCGUGCCCGCGGUUGAGCAUCGACUGGGGCUACGCCUUCUCACGGCCGCUGUUGACGCCGUACGAGGCGUUGGUCGCGCUCGAGGUCAGAGAGGACUGGGGCAAGGAUGUGUAUCCGAUGGAUUACUACGGCAAGGAUGGCUUGGGGAGGACGAAGCCGGUGGACGUGGGCGCAUCGGGAUAA
Molecule: messenger RNA, 1374 nt
Organism: Ilyonectria robusta
Lineage: Eukaryota; Fungi; Ascomycota; Sordariomycetes; Hypocreales; Nectriaceae
Product: diphthamide biosynthesis protein
Exons: 2
Coding region: 1-1374 (457 amino acids)
Biological process (GO): protein histidyl modification to diphthamide
Molecular function (GO): 2-(3-amino-3-carboxypropyl)histidine synthase activity
Source: RefSeq, a predicted model, not a curated record